Messenger RNA from Nicotiana tabacum (common tobacco), 1672 nucleotides. Its product is annotated as protein arginine N-methyltransferase PRMT10. Gene Ontology annotation, biological process: chromatin remodeling; peptidyl-arginine methylation, to asymmetrical-dimethyl arginine. Lineage: Eukaryota; Viridiplantae; Streptophyta; Magnoliopsida; Solanales; Solanaceae. Gene Ontology annotation, cellular component: nucleus. Gene Ontology annotation, molecular function: protein-arginine N-methyltransferase activity; histone methyltransferase activity. The record is from RefSeq and is a predicted model, not a curated record.
GGCUAGACACAGGCAUACUCUUUACUGCCCUAAAAUUCGAACCAAAAUUUCUCUGUAAAGUUCCAAGUGGUAGCCGCAUGGGUAGCUCUUCUAAUGGCGUCGCCCCCAAGGUUGACAAGGGCGUCGAUUAUGCCAACUAUUUUUGCACCUAUGCCUUUCUUUACCACCAAAAAGAGAUGCUUUCUGAUCGUGUUCGUAUGGAUGCUUACUAUAACGCUAUUUUCGAAAACAAACAUCAUUUUAUCGGAAAGGCUGUUCUGGAUGUAGGGACAGGGAGUGGCAUAUUGGCAAUAUGGUCAGCACAAGCAGGUGCAAGGAAGGUCUAUGCAGUCGAAGCCACCAAGAUGGCAGAACAUGCACGUCAACUUGUUAAAACAAAUGGCCUUGAGCAUGUUGUUGAAGUGAUUGAGGGGUCAAUGGAAGAUAUUACUCUGCCCGAGAAGGUUGAUGUAAUCAUUUCAGAAUGGAUGGGAUACUUCCUUCUACGUGAAUCAAUGUUUGACUCAGUUAUCUGUGCUCGUGAACGCUGGCUUAACCCAAAUGGAGUCAUGUACCCAAGCCAUGCUCGAAUAUGGGUUGCACCUAUCCACUCUGGAUUAGUGGAUCAAAAGAAGAUUGAUUAUGAUAGAGCCAUGGAUGAUUGGUACCAUUUUGUCAAUGAGACUCAAACUUUUUAUGGUGUGGAUAUGAGCAGUCUGUCUAAGCCUUUUACAGAGGAACAGAGAAAAUACUAUCUAGAGACGUCAUUGUGGAACAACCUUCAUCCAAAUCAAGUAAUUGGAAAACCUGCUGUCAUAAUGGAGAUUGAUUGUUUAACAUCAAGUGUGAAUGACAUACUCAGUCUUCAGGCAAACAUCUCAUCAUCCAUUACUGCAGAAAACUCACGAUUCUGUGGGUUUGGAGGAUGGUUUGAUGUCCAUUUUCGAGGACGUAAGGAAAGUCCAGCUAAACAUGAGAUUGAGUUGACGACAGCUCCUAGUGAAGACUUCGGAACACACUGGGGGCAGCAGGUGUUCUUGUUACAUCCAUCCAUACGUGUUAGCCAAGGGGAUGAAAUGACAAUUAAUUUCUCAAUGUAUCGCUCUAAAGAAAACCAUCGGUUGUUGGAAGUUGAGUUUGGCUGUGAGCUUAGACAAUCUUCUGGGAAGUCACUUCCAUCAUUCAGCAAAAAGUUUCACAUAGAAUGAGGAACACGGCAUACUUUUUCAGAGUGUCAUGUCUAAAGGCCAAUGGGAGGAACGCAAGUGGCAUCCAAGAGUCCCUGAGAAAGAAAUUCAGCCAUUUCUGCAGCUAACUUAUGCUGUUGUACUCUGAUAUAGAGCAUGAAAAUGAGAGUAUUUGGCAAGUUCCAAGAUUUUAGAGCUUCCUUUACCUUUGUUGAUUUCUCAACUUGUCUUGCCCUAAACUCUUGUACCCUCCUCCAACAAAUUUGCCUCUUAAAUUCUUUUGCAUCGUUGUUCAUUUUUGGUUCGGGCCUGGAGACAAGGAGGUUUUCCUGGGAGUUUAGGGGUUUUCGAGCGCUUUGUUAAGUAUGCAGAAAUCACUCGUCCCCCACAGUUUGUGCGGGAAAUAUUGUAUCUAAAGCCGGAAUUACUGCUAUGUAUUCUCAUCAAUGUACUCUUGUGAAGGUGUUAGUGCUAUCUUUUCUAGCCACUUCAAUUUAGAAUAUCAA